AUGACGUGUGGAAGGGGCGGCGUCCUCCACCCCCGUCUCCCUAAUGUUGGAGCGCCUAUGUUGGUUGUGGCAUCCCAGGACUCAAAUCAUCCUAUGUCUGAGCGUAUUGUGUUUCAUGCGGACAAGCAAUCUCUGUGUGCCCAGGACCCAGAAUUUGAAGAAAGGGUAACAUUCGACGACAUUUUGGAAGAACUCGGAGGCUAUGGACGAUGGCAACGAUUGAUCCUGUGGCUCAUCGUGUUUCCGGCUUGCAUACCGUGCGGUCUACAUGGGUUCUCACAGCUUUUCAUGGUUCAGGUCCCACCGCAUCGAUGCACUCUCCCUUCCACCAUAGAAGACAAAAUCAGCAACCAUUCUCACUCUAAUUCCCUCUAUCAAGCCAUAUUACCCCGUCAAGUGAAUGGAAAUCCGUCAGCAUGUCAUGAGUACGACGCCACGGAAAAAGACUUGUUGUCCUUGACCCAUAAAACAAUCAGGUCACUAACACCAAAGAAUGUGUCUUGGGAGAGGAUCCCAUGUUCCAGAGGAUGGAGUUACAAUACAUCAGGAACGGAUGGCCCUAUAUCCAUUGUUGAUGAGUUUGAUUUAGUGUGUGAAAGGGAUUACUAUCCAGCCCUGGCACUGGCCGUCUUCAAUUCGGGAUCAUUCAUAGGCGUGGCUCUGUUUGGAUACCUCAGCGACAGGUGUGGAAGGCGUAAGACAUUUUUCCUGUGCCUUCUUGUCGAAGCGGUAGCAGGACUGGCAACUGCAUUAGUGCCAGAUUUCACGACGUUUGCGAUCGCCAGAUUCUUCGUCGGUCUCACAAUCCCCGCAGUCUGGCAGAUACCCUUCAUCAUAGCACUAGAAUUCGUGGGAGCCACAGAGCGGACGUUUGUCACCAUUAUGACCUGCACCUGGUUUACGUUUGGACUUUUGGGUCUGGCAGGGCUGGCAUUCGCCUUUCCUUAUUGGAGGGACUUGGCUUAUGCCACGACUGUUCCUCUAUUACCACUCUUCCUCGCUUAUUGGUACGUACUACUGGCGCAGGAGAGAUUUCAAGAGGAAUCCGGAUUCCGAAUAGAGACAAAGAACCAUUCUCGACCUGGCCUCCUGGAUUUAUUCAAAACUCCGAAUCUCCGCAAGAAAACUUUACUCAUUACAUUUACUUGGUACGUUGAACAUUCAUGCACAUCUCUUGUUCGCGAAUCAGACAGUUUACGUAGGAUUGAACUACUGUGGACCUGCAAUGGGAAGCAAUGCGUACGUAGGAUUCACCUUGUCUUCAGCUGUGGAACUGGUUUCCUACCCUCCAACUUACCUUGCAAUGGAGAAAAUAGGACGCAGGUUACCAAUGGCAAUGCUGAUGAUAGCGGGAGGUAUGAGCGCCAUCUGUACCGUUUUGAUGCCACAAGGCAAGUUUCACUGGGAGGGAAAAAUGGAAAACCAUUUGUGAUAAAGACGAAGCUUAAACCUUGCCAACAAAAGGACAACCACGAAGUGAACCUCUUUCUGAUAAAAAAAAUGCACAGGGGAGGAAGAGCCAACUCUGGUAUUCUGAGCAUCACAGCCUCGUUCUUGAUCAUCUACCCAUUUGCGGGGGAGCUGUAUCCAACGGAGCUGCGAAGCAUCGGAUUAGCAUUGGGGUCCUACAUCAGCAACCUGGGACUCAUCGCCGUGCCUUUUAUCGUCUACCUGGGAGUGGAGAAUCUUGUUCUGCCUCUGAUCGUCAUGGGAGUUAUUUCCACUGUGGGUGGGGUCUUUUCGCUUCUCCUUCCCGAGACUUUGAAUAAACCUUUGCCUCAGACCCUAGAAGAGGCCGAGGAGUUCGGCAAGGGCUGGGGGUGGAGAAGUGUCCUCCGGGGUGAGAAGAAACUCAAGGUCCUUCCUGUCUCCUCCACUCAGAGCACGGAAUUGGACAUUUUCUGA
This is a messenger RNA of Darwinula stevensoni, 1905 nucleotides long. The record is from the annotation of a GenBank genome assembly. Lineage: Eukaryota; Metazoa; Arthropoda; Ostracoda; Podocopida; Darwinulidae.